Phytomonas sp. EM1 is the source of this 13140-nucleotide messenger RNA. The record is from the annotation of a GenBank genome assembly. NCBI's taxonomy places the organism in Eukaryota, Euglenozoa, Kinetoplastea, Trypanosomatida, Trypanosomatidae.
AUGCUCAUGCGCCUCACAAAAAGUAGUAAUAUUAUACAAGCCAUCGAUAAUGUCGAAAAAGGGAAGGUAUGUAAGCCUGGAUUUUUUCAACGUCUCCAAAGCACAAUCCUCAACAAUAUUAAAAUUGAAAUAAAUGAGUUAUCUAUUUGUCUUGUAAGUGGAACGGGCAUCUCUGACGCGGAAAAGAUAAGUGUAUGUCUAAAAGUUCCAAGUAUAAAAUGUGAGCCAACAGAUUCUAACCACGCACUUUUUGUUUCAGGUGAAGCACGUGGUAAAAUUUUCAGACGUGUUGUCAUUGAAAAUACCACCUUGCACAUAAAUAACGGGAAGCCGGUUGACGUUUGCUUGAGUUCCGAUCAACAUAGCUUGAAUGAACUUGCCUUUGAAGACUUUGCUCGAGUUUGUGAAGACGUUUCAAAUUAUCAGACUGCUUUGAGCUCAAAAAAGGCAACCGUCACUAUUGUAUUCAACCCUGAAACUAGUGAUUUGCAAUGCUUCACUACUAUUGUGUCUGUUUUGAUAUUCAUUGAUCAAAUUUUUUUAAUCGCCUCUUUAUCCUUAUUUAAAUCAUUGAAUCAGGCAAAAUCAGCUGCUAGUGUCGAUAAGCCAGUCUCACGACCAAUGUGUGCGAAUGCAUCUGCAUGGUGGCGGUAUGCUAUUUAUUCAGUAGUAUCUGAGAUAUCAGCGUCCCGUAAGCGGAAAUAUUUUGAUUGGAAUAAGUACGUUUCGUGGAAGAAGGCUUGCACAAAAUACUACAAUCGUAUGCUUGUUGAAUAUGGUGCUCCAUGGAUUGUACCUGAGGAUAUUGCCACUGACAAUAGUGAGCCAGAGGAAACUCUCUCUCCUGAUGAUCUCACUGAACUCAGAAAAAAGGCUCGGGAUGCAGUGCAAGUAUUUGAAGCGCGCCGCAUUGUUCCGGAUUUAAGACUUUGCCAUGAAGCUUCUAUACGUAAACCUGAAGCAUCUCCACAAAGUCCCUUUCUUCCUAGUCGCCUAACAUUUGAACUACCGAAAAUUCGGAUUCGUACGGACGAUGAUUUUUUCCUUGAUGCAGAAGUCUUUUCUGUCACGGUACACGUGGGACGGAAAAAAAUAAGUAUCAAUGCAUCACUUCAAAGUGCUCAGCUCAAUAGCUUAGAAACCAAAUUAAUCCCACAUGAAUCUGAUCUUCUUAUCGCGAGAAGCAAUAAACCUACGUUAAAGUGUGAUAUUCACGGAUUUGGAGAAUCUGUUGAAACCACUGUUAGGAUGUCUUCAUUGAGUAUUUUCAUAAGUGAGUCUUCGCUUAGCACGUUACACGCAAUGUGUGAAAAGUACCGUCAAGUGAGUAUGAUGGUUUCACAAAAACUUCGAGAGGUUAGAAACACUGAAGCCAAUGAUGGGACACAAUCCAUAUUGCACUCGCUCACGCAUAAAAUUGCAAUGACUGUUAACUCUAUUGCAAUUACCAUUGGUGAUGCUACCACAAGCAUUGAGGGUGUUUCUCUUUUAUCCAAUCCAAAUUCUGUCAACUGCUCGAUAUCUAGUACCUUGGUGUCAAUAUCGGGUGUAAAUCUUUUUCGAGGUGAGAAUAUAUCACUGACAUCUCAAUUCAUGGAUUUUGUAUUUAAUAUAAAAAUAAGAGCUGCAAAUAUCGAGAAUAACUUAGUGGCCUUCGAGCACCUAAAAAAUACCAUGUCUACUCUGAAGCAGUUAUAUUACAAAAUUUCUCAGAAUCGUUCAGAAAAAGUCGGUGAAUUUCAUGAUUCAAAGAUUUUUGUCGUAGUUGUUGAGUUCACCUCUAUACGUUUCAGCGCAUUGGAGUUCUGUAAUGUUUCCACAAGUACAGCUAUUCGCGAUGGAUGGAAAGUCAGUAUGGAUUGUAAAGGUGUACAAUGUGCUUCAGCAUGUUACCCCACUGCCAAGGUAAGCCUAUUAAUCUGGGCAAAUUCAAUGCUUUCUUCAUCACCUUAUUCUGGAGAGAUUAAUGAAAAUGGGAUCGCUUUUCACUUUCGCGCAAACGAUCUUCAUCUCCAGGUUGAUAAUGUGUUUGCAGAAGUUAUUGAAUCUCUUUAUGAUGUGGUAAAUUUAUUAAUCAAUCCACAAGAGGAUGCCCAUGUCUACCUUAGAGACACAUGCAUGUUUAACAUCCCAAACAUGUCCGGAUCAAUCUUUCUAGACGACUGUAGUAUGUGUCUUAUUGACGACGAAAACAUACUUCUUCCUAUAGAAAUUUGUGCACUGGCAAGACGGAGCCUUGUGGUGAAAUUCAACUACUACAGGGACAAAAGGGUGGACGUUCAAGUAGAUUGGAAUGACGGCGUCAAUGCAUUCAUCAAAGACCUUUCUCCAACUGUAGUUGACUUACUUCCGCAUCGGAGUGGAGGGCGUUGCUCUGUACAAUUUCACUUGACCCCACCACAAAGUCAAGACAUGUUACUAUUUCCCUAUGCACGGCUUCAUCUUAAUGUCGAGACUGAUAACUAUGACGCGGUAAUGCACUUUCCGACUAUCCAGGCAUUAUGGUUGCAGUUUAAUUCAGUUCGAUUACCCUUGUGGAGGCUAUGCAAUAUCGGUUCCCGCAUUCACUUUACUAAUCGAUCAAGCCGCAUGGGCCUGCGACCAGCGCGUUCGCCAACUUCCCAGAAAUACGCUGACUUGGGACAUGCGGCAAAGAUGAAGAGCAUAUAUGGUUGUGAGGUGAUCAACCCAUCACCCUUCCAUUUGGAGGGACUCUUCCCAAUGGAAAUUAAAAUGAACAUGAAAUUCACGCAAUCGGGAUUGUAUUAUCUUUGGGGAAGUGGGGAAAUCGCUUCGAUGUAUUUUUAUAUUUCAUCUUGCGAAGCCCACUUAUCUAAUCGUGAUGGCUGUCUACGUGCUGAACUUUCAGGGCAGCUUUCCUUUCCUCAACUACGCUUUAUUAGUCCGACGCCCUUGGCAUCACCGACAUCACCAGACGUGUCAACACAUGUAGGCACCUCGAAAAUACACUCUCGCUAUGUUUCUUUCGGCUGUUCCUACGCCAAAAAUCCUUUGCUCCUCAAACUAGUGUAUACCAACGAUAGUAGGCCGCCGUUCAAUGACGGAGUUGCCAAUGAAUCUCUCAAUAUAUCCAUCACUGGUUGCACUUUUCGUAAACCUUCCACGGGGACGUCGCCUUUCCAGAACCAACAUGAGCCCAUUCUAGCUCGAUUCGACCGUGAGGAAGUAGCAGCGUGGCUAACUGUGUUAAGUUACAACAACGCAGCCAAAACAGCAAUACAGAGCAUACGGGAUAACUUUCCUGUGCUUCCUUCCUUCGCGCCUCCUACUAAAUUCGUCUCUGAAGAAGUUAACUGCAAUGCAGCCAAAAAAAAUCGUCGUAUAUUAACAACAGUGCAAUUCGCCCCUGCACUGCUUCACUUCCCGACGACUGGGCUAGCGGUCUUGCUGAGCGGGGGCCUUCGCCUUUCAAACACAUCUGUUUUGAAUGAGAUGUGCAUUCCCAGCGUGUCUUUGUUAUACAGUGAAUUUUUUUUUCACCAAAUAGAUCGCUCGCUCUUAGAAAGUAUUAUUUGGAGUACUCCAAGGCCAUAUGGACCGCAUAGUCGUAAAAAGGAUAGAGAUAUCCACCUCUUAGCUCGUAUAGAGUCAUUUUCCAGAGACGUAAAGGAUGUUUUGGAUACACACAUAACCCAACAAAUGAGUGCAAUAGCAGUUUACUGGGCAACCUCGCAAAAUCCCAUCAAACCACAUGAUGACAAGAAGGACAGAACUAUUGAAAUUCAAGGGGAUGGUCUCAAUCCAUGGUUUGCUUCCCAACGUCUUCUAGUUGGUCAGCUUACAUCCAACAUCGACGAAUCACUGCUAGCGUCCUUCAUAGGUUCGACCGCCAGGAUCACUAAUGGGUUCUACCAAAUCAAACAAACAAUGUUGAGAUACAAUAACAACAUUUCACUCGCGGAGUGCGCUCGAAUAAACCUUUAUAUAAAUUAUUAUGGUCGUGACCGUAACUUGCUAGCCUUUCCGGACGGGGAAGGAUUGUGUCAGCCCCAGGAGUACCAUGACGCCGUGAACAAUGUUGAUGCAGUUGAGAGUAGGCCUCUCGCCAAGACGCUCCAGGAUUCGGUUCUAUCGCCACCUACAUUUUACCUUUUUCUUGAAGCUAUCCAUAUCGAAUACAAUUGGCGUACUCAGCUCUUAACUCCUCCAGCGUCGACUGUGAGCAUAGUUUUUCGAUGUGGACCUUUGCAGUAUUGCAACAAACACCGAGAGGCAACCACAGGUAACGCAGACAACAUGUGUCAGCUCGACGAAACAUUAGUAUGCGAUACUUGUCAACCACCCCGUGGUUCUCUUGCGAUUAUUGCUUUUGAUCAUGUUCACGUGUUUUUUAAGCUUGACCUGAUAGAAAUUCCCGUCGAUAUAGAUGCUAAUGAGACUAACGGCUCUUUGAAGGCGUUUUCAAAAACAUUUCCUCUUGUAUUUCCCUUUGAUAUAACCACGAUACAGACCCGCAAGGUUAGUUUUGUGUCACUUCUAGACACACAAGAAGAACCCUUUGGCAUCCCAACAACUUUUCCCAAUAACCACGUUUCUACGGAUGCAAAUAGCAGUUCAUGCUUAACAGCUAAAGCAGCGGCUCCUCUUGCUCUAGAGGUAUCGCCGCUGUUCAUCUUGUUAUUACCAACUUCUUACAUGUUGCUAUAUGAGUUGGUUCAGUCUCUUACUGUGAUGUUCUCAGUUGUGCCCACAAAACCUCACCUUCCUCCUGCAGUUGAGCGAAACGCGGCACCGCUUCACGCGGAGAUGAGAAAAGCAGAUAAUAAACAGUCUGUGAUGUCAUUACGAAGCGAUGUAGAACACUCACUUGGGGAAAGACCUAAAGAGCACUCUUCCCUGUGCUUUGUUAUUAGUAGUCAUCUUCUAGAACUGCGCAUAAUUAAAUUUUGCACUGAAGAGGAUGAAUGGGUCUUCUUGCAGAGUCUAGGGGUUGCGCAAGGAACCCCUGAGGCAGCCCUUUCGCCAACCCAGGCAGUUUCGUCCACGGCUGUUAUCUCCCAAGAAGAUGAAGAGAAACCCUUGGGUCAAUCUAAAGUAACCGAAGGACUUCAUCAUAGUAUUGAGUUGGUCCACAAAGAAGCAUUGAAUUUUGAAGACAAAAAUAGCGAUGCUGCACAAAGUCCAUCGGUUGUCGUGCCGACGAGAUCGUUUCCAAUGCUAAGCAAGGCUUCAGACAAUGCGAAUGUCUGUUUUCGUAAAAUAGGUAAUUUUUUCGUCAUAAAUAUCGAGCUGGAAAGAGAACAAAAGCAACAAGUGCUUUCACAAUGGACACGUGUCUGUGUUGCACACGCGGUCUUUGCCUGUGACUGUUUUGUGUUAUCUAUGAAUCAUACUUGUUUUACAUCCAACAUCGCUCAUAAAUGGUCUGCGACAAUAGCGCACGCGGCAUGUAGUCAUUAUGUACAUGACCACCCUGAUUAUCCACAAAAAUGGCAGCGUCAAGCAGCGCGAACCCAUAGCCAUGUGAGUUUGGUCUGCAUCGACGGCUUAGCGUGCCGUGGCUCGGUCGCGUCGCCUGAAGCUGAACAUCACGGCGUCGAAAAGAAACAUCAGUGCCACGAAGAGGUUGGUGAAGACGGACCAGAUCUGCACUGCAGCCGUACUGGGGACGCCUUUGAAGCUUUCUCUAUCGAAAAAAAGGAUUUCAGAUGUGAAGUUGAAAGCAUUGGGGUUGAAGUGGACAUACCUUCUGUGAUAACCUUGACCGAAUUUCUUAUUGUGAGCCCUUUGAAGAGGAUCAACUUUUUAAACCAGAAAGUCAGCCAGGACGGGGCCAAAGGUGGGGAUAUGGGGAUCGCGGCCACGGUAUCACCUCAAUGGAUUCACAUAGCACCCAUCACUGGGGACAAAUGGUCUCUCACAGAGGAUGUGCAUCUUUCACAUCGUCGACACAGCAAAGUUUUGUACUUCCGCAGCCUAAACUCAAAUCACUUGACAGUGCACAUGAAUGGGCACACUAUUUUCAUUGAACCCGAUCAUGGCCAUACUGGAAGCACACUCAGAGGGAAUGGCUGCCCUGAAGACAAAGGGAGUAAAUCAUCUGCAAAUGCUCCUCACCGUGGAUUUCAACUUGACCAAGCACUGAUGAUUGUAGAGGCUGGCCUUACGGUGCGCUUUGUGGGUGCUGGUGGGUUCCGUAUCCCCAUUCAUCACUGGAGCCAAGGCCUAGCCACCAAAGUAGAGCGGAUGGGUGUUGUAGCGGCGUUGCUGCCCUACACAACCUUGGGAGAGGCGAGUUGGGUAGAGUGCGAAGAGGGGCUACAUCUCGGGUUUACGGAAGCUUAUUUCAGUAUGAACACCAGCAGGGACGACCCAACUACUGCAUAUGUUGAAUCAAGCCCUAGUAGUGUGGCGCAACUUCCGAGAAACUACGGAAAGGUGGAAGGGGAACAGCACAUUCGACAGCGUCAAGGACGACUUCAGUCGUUUGACGCUUUCUCUUCAAGCCUAUCUGUUGAACUUGGUGAUCAGGCGAGCCCAUCUGGUGAAGAAAAUGUAUGGAGUAUGCCUAUGAAGGAAUACAAGACGGAUCUUGAGGCUGCCUGCGACGCGUUGAACAGCCUAUUCAUUCUGCCUCCCUUGGAAGAAGAAGACAAACGUGUGGUCUCUUCUGAUGAUGAGGUUAAGGAGUUAGCAAAACAGGUAAGCCCAUGCGUGGCCGCUUACUCAUCAGCGGAUGGGACUAGUAACCUAUCAGAAAAUGUUUUUACUACAACAUUUACACAGGGUCACGGAGUGUUAGAGAGAUCAUUACAGAACUCCUUGACUGGAAUUAUUAGACGUCUUACUGUGUGCUGGCGGUCGUCUGUGGAACCGCGCUUCCUGCAUCUAAACACAUCCUUGCAUCUCCAGACAUGCCUUAUUGAUGGUCAAUGGUCAGAGGGACAGCUUCAACUGCAGCAACUCGCUAUGCACUCUCAACUCGAAGGGGUGUACUCGAGCACGACGAGCGCCAUGAUUCUCGCUCCGACCAGUGUUGAUGUACGCUUAAACAAAGGGUUUCAUCAUGCUGCGUCGUUAGGUCCCCUGAGUGUGGACAUAACUAAAAAUGACGUUGACCUGUUUCGCUCCCUAAUUCACGAAACUCAAUCUGCUAUAGAGUACUUCUCAUAUCUUCGCCUCACACAGGAGGAAAAGGAAAUCCUUCAACUCAUUGAGGCCACCAUUGUGUCGAGGCCGGUUCACACCUACCACAUUCACAGUGAUGUUCUCAAGGGCGAAGCGGAGGAGACUACCAACGGUUGUAGCAACACACCUGAAGCCCCUAGACAGACAAGAGCCCCUUCCAGGACAGAUACAUCACCCUGCUCGACAUCGUUUAUUCAACACGAAGGGACCGCGAAAGGUGGGAAAACACGUAAUACUAGGGAAGGUCUUCAUGAGGACGAUAUUGGAUUAACCUCUUUCGCCCUGUACAUCCCCUUAGUAACCGUCACUUUAAGUGAUCACCGCUUUCCUCUCCUGCGUGCUACGGUUCGAGACAUCGCCCUGCGGCAUACUACUAAUGCAGCCUCUGAUCGUGCUAUUUUCCUCCAAAGCCAAGCUUUUGAAGUAGAUGUCUUUGGAAAAGGACUCUGGGACUCUGUGCUCUUGCCGACUGCAGAGCUUACCGUGGAAUAUAUUCAGUCCAAGUCACGAUACAGUAGUAACACUCGCCUUUUAGUAACCUGCGACGGGUUGCAGGUACAGUGCUCUUACCGUGUCCUGUCUAGCCUUUUCUAUGCCACAAAUCAAGCAUCAACUUUCUUCCGGCAACAGAAGCGCGUCGUGCCGCCUGUGCCAAUCAAUUUCAACGUCCAUAGGCGGUACUCAUCGACUGCAAUUACUAACGAGACGGCUCGUGAUAACUCCGAUACUGAUUCCUGGUGGAUUUCUGCCGCUAAAACGCACCAGUUACACUCAGAAAAAUCUGUGGCUAGAUCUCCGGCCGUGGUCAGAGAUGUUUACUCUUUCCCUUCUUCCUCUCCACUAAACUUGAUCGAAGCCGGCUCAGCUUCUACACCCCUUUCCUCUGCAUUGCCCUCUAUGUCAAGAGAAGCUCUGAACACUGAGGCCAUCUUGUGUGGGGAUUCGACUACCGUUGGACUUCCUCUCGCGGAGGAAACGCGUUCUGAAAAGUCGACGAGGGAUGUAGGCGAGGUAAGAGAUAGUUUCGUGCCCUCCAAAGCACAUCCUAUCCGAUCAGCUGUGUUGAUUGAGGGAACUGCAACGCACCGCUUCAAAAAUAGCUUUAACUGCACCUUUUACCUUCGAAUUGGAUGCAAAAGCGGCGGCGCGGAUGCAGAUUGGCUGUGUGUGCCACCCUCAUCAUCUGUAGAUAUCUUGAUUCCCUAUAAGCGUGUGCAUGAGCUGUUUGUAUGCGUGUUUCCACAAGAUUACGUAGUGUGGUCCGUUUCCAGUGGCUCCUACGUUCUCACAACAAAGGCUAAAAAUAGCGUUCUGUCAAAAGCAGAGGUCGCGGUAUCGGCUCUGCGUUAUGGUAGAGCCACCGGACUGUUGGUGGGAGAGGAUAUGCUGGUUGUUCUUUCUUGCGUGGACCCGAGGCGCUUAGGGGCUUCCGCUAGCCGCGAGGCAGGGGUCAGCCCCGACGGCCCCUCCCCUGAAGUGGUUCCGAUGGGCGUCACAUGCGAGGCGUCACGGUGGGCGGGAUUGCAACAAAGUGCCUUACCUUCUCCGCAGGUCGAAGGUAACAGCAGCGAGGCAGCUCCAAUUCCAACUUCAGACGAGGAGGGUGACGUUGCUGGCCUAAUUGUUGUCCAGAUUCACGCAAAGCUGACCCUUUGUAAUCAGAGCGGUGUGCCGUUGCUUGUUAGCCAGCAUCUUGUUGGAGAACGGGUAGAAGAGACGGGGAUGAUAUACAGGAACAUGCAAGGAGGGAGGAACGAGGUGGGGGGGUCUGGGGAUCAGCAAGUAAGAGGGAUAGAUAAUACUGCGGAGUACGAGCUCCUCCCCACGGGCUACUGUUAUCCACUAAAAAGUAAUUGCUUUACUUUGCGCCUUCGGUGCAACACGAAUAGAACAUUUAACAGUGUCUACGCAGCUGAGAUUGACGUGCUAACGUUAAAAAGCGGAAUGCUGCUGAGGUUAUACCCUUUUCCCGAAACAACUGACAGCAGCAUUUGCAACAAGGACGAUAAGCAACGCAAAAUUCCUCGAGGAAGUUGUGGGGUUGCACAGAUGAUACGUCAAGAUGCGUUUAACGACACUCGCCCCUUAAUGUUCUUAGUUGCGUGUAGAGAAAUCACCGAGAGUCAGUCUCGUGUCAUUACACUGCUUCCAUGUUUUAGAGUUGUGAAUCACACAGGUAUCACGCUGAAAAUCUCCAUAUGGCAGAAGGAUGGGUUUGCUGGCGCACAAACACCCAUGGAUUGCGCGCUUAUGGAACCAUGGCUACCGAGAGAGAGUGACAGAAAGUGGUGUGUCCCUGAGAAAAAAAAACAUUUCUUCUACAGCAGUCUCGUCCCUCUUGCCAUACAUGAUGAACUGCGCCACAAUCACGCUCUGUCGAUUCUUCAGUACACUGUCGACAGCAACUUGGCCCUUGGACUCUCUUUCGCCCAGUGUACUGGUGCCAUGGUGCGUACUGAGGGUCUUGUACCUAUCGUAAAGAACCUGCGCCGUGCUUUACAUCAUAAUUCAUUAUGGCUUCCUUUGCAUGAUAGCAUCGGUCGCACUUUUCAUGUACAUGUUGCAAUUUUCCAGCGUGUCAUUGUGUUGUCGGCGGCUGUAUGGGUAUACAACCUCACUUACUACCCCCUUUUGUUGACGGACAGCUCCCUUACGUGUCGGCUGACGGCAGGGCAGGACUCCAACACCGGGAUCAUCCCGUCACAAGGAACGCCAUUUCUCAUCGGCUGCAAGUUACAGGACUUCCCAUACAUGUCCUUCAAAAUAGGGUUGGAUGGUGAGUGGUCAAGUCUUGUUCCCAUGGAUGUCGGUACCAGCGGCGUCUUCGAGUCCAUCCAAAAAGAAUUUCGCAUCACACGAAGUUGCAACUAUUCGAUCCAAUUUCCAAACUUACAAAUGGCCCGCCCUGUCGUCCUGUGUAUCACAUCCAGAUGGGUUUUCAUCAACCGCACCAUGAAAUCGCUUCGAUUGUUCUUUGAUUACCCAGGAAUGCAAGGUGUGAUUGAGAAGACUUACGAGGAAGCGCGAAAGGCAGCCUCGCAGACUGCGGGUGAUACCACAAGAAGUCGAGGCAUCACUAUGGCAUUGGCGUCCGUUGUCUCCAUCGAACUCAAUCCAGGUGAGUAUCAUGUCAGCUGUAUCGGAACCGAUACGGGCAACAAGCUCACACUUCAGGAAAAAGUCGAAGCCAUACCAUCCUCUCUGACCACCACUACCACCGCCAUCACGGCAGGUGACAAGGAUACUCCCAUGCUUUACGAAAGCCUACGCACUGACAAUGUCCCUAUUGACCAGCCUGGGCAGGCAACGCUCAACCUGUGGGUAGUCCCACGUCCGCUAGUGGCUUCUUUACCCCCGCACAGUUGUGCCACGGCUGAGGGCUCGUUUGGCGGUCCUGACACCGACGCCGUUGUCACCGGCCGGAUUAUAGUGUCGGUGCAGAACGCGGAGGGAAUGCUUGCUGUCGUCCUUAGCAGCUGCUCCGACCAGCACGUGUUGAUUCAGAACCGUACCCAAGGGACAACAGUCAUAGUCACACAAAAGGGUCGUCAGCGCCGCAGUAUUAUCCCUGUUCGGCAGGAUCGGUUUUUCUUCUGGGAGGACAGUAGUGGCGAGCACGUGAUGGGGGUCCGUGCGCAGGGAAACAACAUCAGCUGGUUCGAGAUCGACUUUACCCAUGGUAACUGUCUGAUAACACCCAGGCAAAGUGAUUCCACGUUGAAAGGCAAUGAACAGAGUCCGCGUGCAAGGGAAAGGGAAAAAUACGGACGAAGAAAGUGUCCACCCCAAUCACCAAGCAGUGAGGCUGCCAGAACACCACCUUUUCAUGUCCGUGGCUAUGUAAGCACUGAGAAAAAGCGAGUUACUGUAAUUAUCACAGACGCGCCGAUCCCGAGAUAUGUGACGAUUGAUCCAUGGCGAACCUCAUUUUUUUUUGGUCUUAGAGUACCCUUUAUGCAAGCACGCUGGUUGUGUGAUGCCAUUCAAGCUGAGGGGGUGGCACACGACAUUCAACGUCCUGCGGCAUUGGUGUCGUGCGCGGUAGAGAGUCUCUCGUUGGAUUGGCUCGACACCGAGGACAGCAGCAACGGCUUCGCGACCAUGCAUCAGCUGCAGCUGAUCGACGAGGUGCGUCAGGCGGUGUUUCUUUACCGUGCGCGGGUGAAACCCCCACCAUUGUUGCGCCGCUCCACCGAAUCCUCCCCUUAUUCUUCUGUGGGGGACGAGGGCCUCGAGACUUCGCCCACCCUGCAAGUCCCAAUAUCACGAUGUGCAUCAGUGACUUUGCCGCGGCAGCUGCUGCAUCGUGCAUCCUCGACGUUUGGACCGAGUUCUAGUGCACUCGAGAGCCCUCAUGCUGUGCAUGUAUCCAUACCUUCAUCUCAUGAGCUUAAUCGUUUCCAUCGCACUGACUCUUGUUUACGCGAAGAAUAUCAGGCGAGCAACACUUCAGAGACAACGUUGACACUUAGUUUAUUUGAGGCACGUCGAAGCGGUAGUUUGGCACUGUUCCCUCAAACUCACCGCUCUCCUGAUACUUCCACCCGUGGUGCUGCGCACGCUGGCCGAAAACGCAGACUGAACGAUAAUCGUGGAGUGCAGGGCCUCUCGAACGCAGUAGGCAAGAAUGUCUCCGCACCUGGAUGGGUCUCGGGUUCUGUGUUUUCUCUCAUGGGAUACAAGACAGGUGACUGGGCCCAUGAAACUAUGGAGUUGGAGUGGGAUCUCAAACUCGAGCUAAGCGUUGUUAAAUAUCCAGAUGGUAUGCGACGUGUGACGGAGCUUCAUGGCAGUAUUACUGCUUUAGUUCUGGUGAUUUCCGAUCUGUGGCUCGCGCACUUUCUUCGAGAGGUUGGGAUGCUACGGACCUUGCUCGCACAGGUGCGUCGGUGCAGAGUUAAACAGCUAUCAACCUAUCAUCGUGGCGGAUUUGAGAGUGUCACGUCUUCGGGGACUGAAGAUGCGUUGCUUGAGGGCGCAGAUCGAUACACUAGCCGCUCAGCUUGGCUUCAUGAUGGAAGAAACGAAGACGACAUGGUGCGCCCCAGUGGGACACCGUCGUCUGUGGCCGCGACUCUGCAACCAUCCCAUAUGUUCAUCCCAAAUUCACGUCAUAGUAACCAGUUCAGUAACUAUAAUGAGGUACGACGAGAGUUAAUGGACAUGCGAGGCAGCUCCGGGGCAAGGUUGUCGUCUCCCCACAAGGCGAUCCGAAUGGAAAGUUCUGUGCCUGAGCAGCUUGCUUCUCAGCCUGUCCUGCAUUUGCCCCAGCGCGACGUUCCCGCCGCGCCGUCAACGGAACUUGUUCCGCAGGCAAUGUUUGUUGUACGGCUAGUCCGCGCAAUCCUAGCGCAGCAGCCAUCGACAGAGACGUCUGCGGACAACGACACUUAUCCUGGUGGGAAAGGGCGCCAGGCAGGCGUGACGCCUCACGGGCGAGGUACGAAACUUCGUUCACCAGCAGAUACGAGCUCGUUCGGUUUGUUUUAUGUUGAGAAGAUGCACUUCUCGCGUGUGACCUUUUUCAUCACCUUUACGCGGCAAGACCCCGACCCAUUAUGGCCACUCAUUGGGGCCUACGCACUGAUGCUACCUACUGACCUUCGACAAUGCGAAUUCUACUUCAAGCCCUUCACGUUAGAACACUACAUGGGUACGGUCAGUUCGAUUGAGGCUAUUUUGAGAAAGUGGUGCGUGCGCAGCCUCCUAAGACAGUGGACAAAGGUGACGAAGUUGGGCACUGUGCUGAACAUGCUGCAGUGGUGGCGCACGAGGUGGGUGCUGCGGGGGCCGCCGAUCAGACUGAACCUGGCCCUUGUUCGCCGCUUACAAUGUACUAUGGGGAAGAACACCAAGAGGGGGACCGCGCAGCACGCAGCGAAUGCCCACCAUUCUUUCGUGGUUCCGUUCAUGUCCUCCGAAGAGGAGGAUGCAGAGGAGAACAACCUGCUCGAGAAGUCAGCAGCAAUGGACUCGGAAUCCCGGCGGUAG